GCUCUUUUCAUAAUAGUAACCGACAUAUUGAGUCAGAAUUACUCAAGAUUGUUCAAAAUUAUUCAUGUCUUGACGAGUUAUCAUUAUUUGUCAAUGAAAUUCAACACCUUUUAGAAUGUUUGCCUUAUAUUGCUCUUAAGGAAACAGUCAGUAGCCUCACAGCUAAUAAAGAUUUUGAUUUGAUGAAAUAUUCAGAAUUUUUAACAAUGUCAAAAAAUGUAAAUAAGAAAGCAGGAACAGGGUCAGAGCCUUUUCUGGGUGCACUUCUUAAACUAAUGAAGAGUGUGAAAUUGUCAUUAGAAAUAUUAGCAUUAUUAGUAGAAUAUUACAAUAAUGCAUAUAGAACAAUAGCAGUUUUCUCACAAAUUAAUCAAUUUGGUAGAUUAAGACUUGGAGCGGAAGUAUAUGAAUCAAUGUACACAAAAAGACAUAUCAGAUCAGCAAAUGUAUUAUCUAAAUUUGUUUUAGAUGAUAAUAUGACUGAUACCUAUUUAGGUCAAAUACAAUAUUUUUGA
This is a messenger RNA of Funneliformis caledonium, 515 nucleotides long. The record is from the annotation of a GenBank genome assembly. Lineage: Eukaryota; Fungi; Glomeromycota; Glomeromycetes; Glomerales; Glomeraceae.